GAAAGGAUGCAAAGGUGGGUACCAGGCGAUGCCCGCAGCCUGUCGAGCCCCUGUGAAAGCCCCGGGGGAGCUGGGGUGCCCGCUGGCAGCACCCCUGGGCACCCUACGGGAACACGGGGUCCCCGAGCUCCCCGAGCCCCUGGGCAAGAGCAAGAACAAGAAGCGGAGGAACAGGACGACCUUCAGCACGUUCCAGCUGGAGGAGCUGGAGAAAGUCUUCCAGAAGACCCAUUACCCCGAUGUCUACGCCCGUGAGCAGCUGGCACUACGGACGGACCUGACCGAAGCCAGGGUGCAGGUCUGGUUCCAGAACCGACGGGCCAAGUGGCGGAAACGGGAACGUUACGGGAAAAUCCAGGAGCUGCAGAACAACCUGUGGCCGAACUCCGGCCCCGGGAGCCCCACCGGGCUCCUGCCCCCCGAGAGCAUCCCGUCCCCCUGCAUGUCUCCGUACCCCCACGCUCACAGCAACAUCGCCGGCUUCAUGGGCAUCCCCGCUUCUCCCGGCCCCCACCCCGGCAUCAACAGCCUCUACUCCCUGCACGGCCUCCCCCCCCCGGCCCUGGGCACCCACCCCUUCGAGCCGGCACCCCAAAACGACUACAAGUCGCCCGCCCUGGUGCCGCUGAGGGUGAAGAGCAAAGAGGCGACCAGCAGCCUGCUGAACUGGGCUACGUGAUCCCCCGCCCCCCCGCAGGGAGGGACACGGAGCGUUCACACACACACACACACACACCCCGA
Molecule: messenger RNA, 741 nt
Organism: Tyto alba (common barn owl)
Lineage: Eukaryota; Metazoa; Chordata; Aves; Strigiformes; Tytonidae
Gene: ALX3
Product: ALX homeobox 3
Exons: 3
Coding region: 29-679 (216 amino acids)
Biological process (GO): regulation of transcription by RNA polymerase II
Molecular function (GO): DNA-binding transcription factor activity, RNA polymerase II-specific; RNA polymerase II transcription regulatory region sequence-specific DNA binding
Source: RefSeq, a predicted model, not a curated record